Messenger RNA from Priceomyces carsonii, 1095 nucleotides. RefSeq names its product replication factor C subunit 2 (gene RFC2). Gene Ontology annotation, biological process: DNA repair; DNA-templated DNA replication. The transcript has a single exon. Gene Ontology annotation, cellular component: DNA replication factor C complex; nucleus. The record is from RefSeq and is a predicted model, not a curated record. The coding region runs from base 1 to 1095 and encodes 364 amino acids. NCBI's taxonomy places the organism in Eukaryota, Fungi, Ascomycota, Pichiomycetes, Serinales, Debaryomycetaceae. Gene Ontology annotation, molecular function: ATP hydrolysis activity; ATP binding; DNA clamp loader activity.
AUGGCCACUAAGUCAUUCCUGAAGAGCAAUCUAGAUCAGUAUGAACAUGAAAGGAUUGAACAUACUCCAUGGGUUGAGAAGUAUCGUCCAAAAAAGUUAGAUGAUAUUGCGUCACAAGAACAUGCUGUCAAGAUUUUGAAGAAACAAGUCGGGACUUCAAAUUUACCUCAUAUGUUAUUCUAUGGACCUCCAGGUACGGGUAAAACGUCGACUAUUUUAGCAUUAGCAAAGCAAUUAUAUGGUCCUAACUUAUAUAAGUCAAGAGUACUAGAGUUAAAUGCUUCGGACGAGAGAGGUAUAUCAAUUGUGAGACAAAAAAUAAAGAACUUUGCUAGAUUGACAGUUUCAAACGCUAGUAAGGAGGAUUUGGAUAAUUAUCCCUGUCCACCUUAUAAGAUAAUUAUUUUAGAUGAAGCGGAUUCGAUGACAACUGAUGCGCAGUCGGCCCUUAGACGAACUAUGGAAACUUAUUCAGGUGUCACUAGGUUUUGUUUAAUAUGCAACUAUAUAACAAGAAUCAUUGAUCCAGUGGCUUCUAGAUGCUCGAAAUUUCGGUUUAAGCCUUUGAACAACGAAAAUGCUUUAAGCAGAUUAAAGCAUAUAGUAAAUGAAGAAAAUAUUCGGUUGAGAAGUGAUCAAAACGUUUUGGAAGAAGUUUUAAUAAUCUCUAACGGAGACCUAAGAAAAGCUAUAACGUUUUUGCAAAGUGCAACAAAGCUACAUAAUUCUCUCAAUACUUCGCAUGACGACAUAAAUGAACAAUCAAAUGAUAAGGGUGUGUCUAUCGAGUCUAUUCAUGACAUAGCCGGUGUCGUUUCUCCGCAUGUGCUUGAUCAUCUAGUUCUGUCGAUAGAAUCAAAAAAUCGUCUAGAUACUGUGGCCGAGGUUAAUGAGACUGUAUUACAGGGUUGGAGUGCUCAGCAAAUAUUGAGUCAAUUGCAUGAUCGAUUUAUUUUAAAUGACAAUCUCAAUUCUGAAACGAAGAAUAAAAUAGCUAAGAUUCUAUUUGAUCUGGAUAGAAAAUUAACUAAUGGGACAGAUGAACAAAUUCAACUACUCAAUUUUUGUUUGCAGGUAUCUAAUGUCCAUGACUGA